This is a messenger RNA of Oikopleura dioica, 1476 nucleotides long. Lineage: Eukaryota; Metazoa; Chordata; Appendicularia; Copelata; Oikopleuridae. The record is from the annotation of a GenBank genome assembly.
AUGGGAUCGGCUCUAAGCGCGCUGCCGGGAUAUCGUUAUCGUGAAAGCGACGAAAACCAGAACUCUUCAAGUGGCGAGCAGCGUUAUUACUUCAACGAAAAUGCGGAAACUGGCAUUUUCACGCCGAACUACAUCAUGGGCGGGCAGAAGUUCGAAACGACCGAUCCGCAGAAGUUUUUAUUUGGCUCUAUCUCGGACUUAAAUUACUUGGGUCCGUACGGCCCAGCAGGAUCGGACUCGUCAAACUUGCCAAAGCUGAACCUUCGCGGAACGAAUAGCCACCCUGGCUACGUUCGCCCGAUAAACGUGCUCAUCAAUGAAACAAAAGAAGAGGCCGAGAAAUUUCAAUGGUUUCAUGUCGAGUUUACUGUCGACUGCUCUGUCCCUUGCCUAGCAAGGAUUCACUAUGGAGUGAAGGAGACGCCGAAAGGGCAGCUAGUUCCAGUUUCAGAGUCGUCAACGAAAUCUGAUCAGCUCGAGUUCGCCGCUGGCAUGGAUCAACAGUUUUGCAUGCUCAACCACAGAAUUUGCCCGUCCAAGCUCAAAAAAUCCGACAAAGAGGAGGAAAGAUGGACUUGGGAGCACAUCGAAGUCGUAAUUCAACUAAGAACAAAAAGUGAACCGACCGAACAAAUCUUCUUUACUUAUUGCGUCUUCGAAAAAAAUUCUCAAGAUAAUUGGUCACUAAAAGCUGUAAAACAACGUGUGCGUAUCGGAAAAUUCGCUUUCUCCCUCCAAGAAAUUUACGGAAUCGAGAAGAAAACGAAAGGCGAAGAAUUAGAGUCAGAAUGUGCUAUUUGUUGGGACGACCCACGCGAUACGUUAAUACUGCCUUGUCGCCAUCUAGCCGUGUGCGCCGAAUGCGCCGAAAAGAUUCGAUAUCAACAGUCCUCUUGUCCUAUCUGCCGAAAGCCCUUCAAAGCAUUGCUCAAACUUCAUAUACCAAAUAUGACAAAGCCUCUCUCAGAAGUCCUGAACUCAUUACCAGACGGGAAAGCAAAGAAGUCCCCUGAAUCGCCAAGGUCAACCAAGUCACCCAAAUCGCCAAAGUCACCGAAAUCUCCCAAAUCACCGCCUGCUCCAAAGUCGCAGGAAGAAAGAAAAGAGAGUGAACCUUCCAACGAGGAGAAAACAAGCGAUGAGAAGACCCUCGAGGACACUUCCGAAAAGUCAAGCAAAGAGGAUGAAGAACCAGAAGAAAAAGAGCUGGAAAAAAGCAAUCCGGUAGAUGAAAAGGCGAAGAGUGACACACAUAAUACCUCUUCUUUCAAUAACAUAAAGAAGGUGAAACAAGCGGAAAGUGCAAACGCGAAGGUGAGCCAAGAUUCGGGAAUCGCAUCCAUCAGUCGCCGUGAUUCUGAGCUUUCUAUUGCUGAUGAAGCUACAGCUCUGAAAACAUCAAAAGCAUCCGAUGACUCGGGCGGUUCCGCUGAUUCAACUAAAUUUCUGCUGCAUGAUUCUGCCGUCCAUGUCUAA